UCCAUGUCAUCUGUGCCCACAUGCUUCAAGACCACCACCAUAGUGCCCCUCCCAAAGAAAAACAAUAUAACAUGCCUGAAUGACUAUCACCCAAUUGCACUCACUUCAGUUGUAAUGAAGUGUUUUGAGAGGAUAGUCAUGUCACACAUCAAAAAGGACAUCCCAGACACAAUAGACCCCCUUCAAUUUGCAUAUCGUCAGAACCGUUCAACUGAUGAUGCCGUCAGUGCGGCCAUCCACACAGUCCUGUCACACCUGGAACACAGGGACACCUAUGUUCGAAUGCUGUUUGUGGACUACAGUUCAGCCUUCAACACUGUCAUCCCCAGCAGACUGACUGAAAAGCUCUCCACCCUUGGACUGACAUCCUCCCUCUGCUACUGGGUCCUAGACUUUCUCACAAAUAGACCCCAGGCUGUCAGAGUUGGUACCAGAACAUCCAGCACCAAGACAGUGAGCACAGGGACCCCCCAAGGCUGUGUGCUCAGUCCACUCCUGUACACCCUCUUCACCUACGAUUGCACCCCCUCCCAGAGCAACACUUCCGUCAUCAAGUUCGCUGACGACACCAGUGUCAUUGGGCUGAUCACCAGCAGAGAAGAGAGAGCCUACAGGGAGGAGGUGGCUCAGCUGGUCUCCUGGUGCCAGGAAAAUAACCUCUCCUUGAAUGCUGAGAAGACCAAGGAGAUGAUUAUUGACCCGAGGAAGAGGAGGAGAGACCAGCACGCCUCGCUGCACAUCGACGGGACACAGGUGGAGAGGGUGAAAACAUUUAAAUUCCUUGGAACUCACAUCAGUGAGGAUCUCACCUGGACACACAACACACAGCAGACCAUCAAGAAGGCUCAACAGAGACUCUUCUUCCUGAGGAAGCUGAGGAAAUUUGGUCUGUCCACCAAACUCCUCAGCAACUUCUACAGGUGCACAGUGGAGAGCGUCCUGACAAAUUCCAUCACUGUGUGGUACGGGAACUGCACAACUCAAGACAGAAAGGCUCUCCAGCAUGUCAUUAAAAUGGCACAGUUCAUCUGUGGAGCUGUCCUUCCCCCACUACAGGACAUUUACAACACCCAGGCCACAAAAAGGGCACAGAGCAUCAUCAGGGACCAAACACACCCACAACACAGACUAUUCACACUCCUACCAUCUGGCAGAUGCUACAGGAGUGUGAAAGCAAGGACUACUAGACUGACAAACAGUUUUUACCCCCAGGCCAUCAGGCUUUUGAACCACGGAUUAUAACCACCACGGAUUAUAAUCACCAUCUACCUCUAUAUUUGCAAUUUUGCACAAGAUGCCCAGACACUGUUCUGCCACUGGCUGCAAGUCACGUGACAAUAAAGAGGCUCGCUUAGCUGGAAUCACCUUUCACAGGUUGCCAAAGAAGGGAAACCCGCGCCGUACUACCUGGAUUGUCAAUGCUCGGCGCAAAGGUCCCGGAGGAAAAGGGCUUUGGGAGCCUCAGAGUGACUACAUCUAUUUCUGUUCUAAACAUUUCACCCCUGAAAGCUUUGAACUCUCUGGAGUCAGUGGAUAUCGCAGACUGAAGGAUGACGCUGUGCCCAUGCUGGUGGAAAUCUCUUCGGGGCAAAAAGGCAAAUCCUGUCGAGGAAGAAGUAAAAUACGUAAUGAGGACAGACGGUUGAGCACCACGACCAGAACUGGUAAGGAGAGCUCAGAGAGUAAGGAGACCCAGAUUAAAGUGGCUCUGGUCCACGCUGUGAAAGAUGAAGAAGCUGAGAGCAUCAAGACAACCAAAGAAGAACCGAAAAAUGAAAAGGAUCCUCUGUUAUCUUUACAAGAAUCUGUGUCUGAUCGAAACCAGAUCCAAAAAGAAAUCCCCUUGACUCCACCUUCUCCAUCCCGCUACAUGAGGCGCCUCCCUCCACCUCCUGGCUUUUACCUCGCCAAAGAGCACAGCUAUGCUCAGCUCUGCCCGCUGGAGUGGCGGAAACGCUACGAGAAAGCCACGGACAAUUUGGAAAAGGCGCUGCGUUUGCUCAGGGCUGCCCGUCGCCGGGAAAACCGUCUUCGACUCACGCUGCUGCGUCUCCAAGAGAGCAGACUCAAGCAGACUUUAUAUCAAAUUCAGGAUCGGAAGAAGGAGAGUCACGAAAUCCAAGGUAGGUCAAGUCAGAGUCGUCAGACCAGGAAGCUGGCCAGAUCAGGACAGGACAGGAGUCUGGAAGGGAUGGAAGAGAACGAGAUUGAGGGCACAGGUGAAGAAAUUGAGCUUCUUACAGUUGGAGGAAGUUGGAGGAAGGAGCGAGCUGCUAAGCUGAGGGAUGGCGUGGAAGACGAAGAAGGCUGCUGUUUUUAUUGUGGACGAGGAAGAGAGGACGAAGAAACCAAAGAAGUGAGAUCUUCGAAAAGCACAGCGUUCCAAGGCAGAAGAGGAAGACCAAGGAACACGUCCAGUGUGUUUAGAGAGACAGUGCGGAACAUGGCUGAAUCAAAUCCUCCUGUGCAUCACAACAUCAAUCCUGAGCAGCUUACCCUUCUUCACUCUCAGCCUGAAAUGCUCCUGCAAAUGCACGCACUUCCUGGACCUACUCAAUCCACAUCAACGUUCCAGGAAGUCAGUUCUUCUAAACCUCAGCUACAGCACCUCCAUGUCCUGCAGCCCGAUCUGGGACUUCUCCAUCCAGAUCCAUCAACCACGGACACCAGCGUGACCCAGAGCGAGGACAGAGGAGGUGGGAUGUGUCAUGUGUUUUUGGUUCCUGUAUCUUCUGAAAGCAAAGAGAAGAGCAGGAUUGGUGGAGAAAGUGCGAUUCAGAGGUCCCAGUCGAUACUGAUGGCAGAAGAAACCUUCCAGGAUGUGGUUCACGAACAAGGAAACGAUGAGAGUGACGAUAUGGGGUUGAGUCAUUCCGGAAUGACAGGUAAUCAAAAUGACCAGCAGAUAAACGUCCGAGCCACGUUGGUGGGCGGAGACGUAACCCAGAGACUGAAGGAACAUCUGGAAGGUUUUCACCUACAGCUAAGCAGCGAGUUUACUGAUUAGUGAUGCUUAUUCGGUGCUGUCUGGAGAAAUAAUCACUACAUACUCGGUGCAUACUUUAUUACAGACCUUGUACCGUACACUUGCUCAUCGCAGUUAUAUAAUCAACAACAGAUAAAAUCUCAUCUCAUUAUCUCUAGCCACUUUAUCCUGUUCUACAGGGUC
Molecule: messenger RNA, 3169 nt
Organism: Neoarius graeffei (lesser salmon catfish)
Lineage: Eukaryota; Metazoa; Chordata; Actinopteri; Siluriformes; Ariidae
Gene: thap7
Product: THAP domain containing 7
Exons: 5
Coding region: 1295-3007 (570 amino acids)
Biological process (GO): regulation of DNA-templated transcription
Cellular component (GO): nucleus
Source: RefSeq, a predicted model, not a curated record